Messenger RNA from Paramecium sonneborni, 1213 nucleotides. Lineage: Eukaryota; Ciliophora; Oligohymenophorea; Peniculida; Parameciidae. The record is from the annotation of a GenBank genome assembly.
AUGAUCAAAAAUUCCAAAUUUUACAUAAUUUAUGAUUUAAAGACUAAAAAAAAAAUAUUAUUUACUUAUAAUAUCUAAAUUCAUAAAACUUAUUAUUUCAGAUUUAAUUAUUUAAAUAUUACAAUAAAAAUGAUGAAUUAAUAAAAGCAAGUGACACUAAUUAUUAAGUCAGGAGAAUAUUUUACCUAUAAUUCACAAGAAUUAGAUUUCUAUAAGAUCAAUUAUCAUCCAGAAUUUGAUCCAAAUGAUUUUUUUGCUGCUGCUAGGUUGUUGUAUUAAUUGUCUUAUUAAACAAAAAUUUUAACUCUUGAAUAAUAUGUGGAAAUAUUAUAUAAGAGUGAGUUUAAAGAAUUACUUAAAGUAAUCAUCAAAGGUGAUGUAAUCAAAUCAACAAAGGAUGAAAAAAUUAUUUUGAUUGAAUUUUCGCUUAAUUCAGGAUUUAAAUCCUAAAUUAUCCCCUUUUUAUUGUAAAGAAAAGAAGAAGCGUUGCCCAAAAAAAGAUUUGCUUUAUUAAUAACAGAGCCCCAAUAUUAUGAUAAAUAUGUAAAUAUAAUGGAGGCAUUGCACUUAGGAAUCUACAAAUAAGAAAAUGAAGAUUGGGAAAUUCAUCUAGUAUAUAUUUUUCUAAUUUUAGGCAAUAGAGAAACAAUUUCCAAAAUUAGAAGGUUUAGAAGGGAUUGUUAUUACUGGUUCAACAAGUUCAGCUUAUGAUGUGUGGGAGGAUUGGAAGGAACCAUUAUUUAAUUUUUUAAAAGAAGCAGAUAAACUAUAAAUUAAAAUGCUGGGAAUAUGUUUCGGACAUCAAAUUUUAGCUCAUUGUUUAGGUGGAGAAGCAAGGAAAAUGACUCAUGUACCUCGAAUGCAAGUGGGAAGAUUAACUUUACUAUCAGGUUUAGAAUUUGCAGAAUAUCAUAUAAAAAAUUUAAAUGUAUAUUAAAUACAUGGAGAUUAUGUUUUUGAACUACCAAAAAAUAGUGAACCGUUGAUGAGUGCACAACAUUGCCAAAAUUAUGCUUUUAAAAGUUCACACCUAUUAGGAUUAUAAUUUCACCCUGAGUUUAAUCCAUUGAUCUUAUUAUAUUUUUUUUGGGAUUUUGAAGAUUAACAAUUAAAAGAAGUUUAUUUAAAAUAAUGCUAUGAUAGCUUUAAAUAAGGAGAGGAUCAAUAAUUAGCAAUUUGGGCUUACAUUAUAAACUUUUUAAAAAAUAGUUGA